AUUAAAAAAAAGACUGUGGGAAAGUUAUGUACAACAAAAUUCAAUGUAUUAAACAGUUUGCAGUCUGUUAUGGAAUUCGCCAUAUUUAAAUGGAUAAUUUAAUAUUCAAUAAUUAAUUAUUUUAAAUGGAAUGAUUAAAUGUUUCAUUAUUUUUUUAUUUAUUACAUCAGAAUAUUGAAAAAAAAAUAAGAGAGAGGAAAAAAAUUUCAGAGAAAACUUGUUACUACUUAGCAACAUUAUAUAAUGUAAAGGAAAUUUAUGUACAAUAUGUUAUAUACUUAUAUUUUAAAUUCUAUUUAUAUUAUCCUAUAGAAUAUCAUCUUUAUCUUCAUAUGUAAAGUGACAAAUUAUUCAACUGGAAAUAUAAAAUGAGAAUAUUAUCAAGAGAAGAAAUGAAAAAUCUAAAUUUAGUUAUUAUGAUAAUAUGAUCGAUAAUAAACCUUCGAAACAUAUCAAUACUACUAUUACUACUACUACUACUACUAUUGGUACUGGUACUACUACUCCUGUUACUACUACUACUAUUGACAAUAAAAAGAAUACCACAAAUUAUAUUCAUUUAACAAAACCUGAAAUGUUAUCAUCAAUGAAUAAUAAAUUUAUUGAAUUACCAUUAAUUGCAUCAUAUAGUAAUGCAUUUUUAGAAACAAUUGCUGAAGAGACAAGUGAAUUAGAAACAUCAGAUAAUGGAACAUUUAAUAAUGAAUUAUAUGAUAUAGAUCAAAUAAGUUAUUGUACUGAUACAGAAUUAAAAAUAUGUGAAAAUGAUUUUACAUCCAAUUAUCCUACUAUAAUGAUAAAUGAUAAUAAUAACAAUAAUACAUUAGAUAAGUUUAAACAACAUGACCUAUUAUUGGAACAUCAUAAUAAUAAUACUAAUAAUAAUAGUAAUAAUAAUGGUGUAAAGAUCAAUAAUGGUAAUAAACAGUUAUGUGAUUUUUGGACAAUAAAUUUACCUGUUACAUUAGAUAAUCAAAAAACUUUUUUAAAUGACAAUAAAUUACAGAAAAACUUAUCAAAUGAAAUGAAUUCAUCAAUAAGAAAUGAAUUUUUUAAAAUUGUUACUACUACUACUACUAAUACUACUGCUACUACUACUAAUACUACUGAUAGUAAUAAUAAUGGUAUGAGUAAUAAUAAUAAUGGUAAUAAUGAUGGUACAUUUCAAAGACUUGAUAGAAUACAUGAAGAGUUUAAAGAAAAUAAAAAAGGAUUUAUGAUGAAUAAAGUAAAUAGAAUACAUAAAGAUUUUAGUUUACCACUAUGGAAUGAUGAAAUAACUGAUGAAGAAUUAUUAAUAUUAUCAACUGAUUAUGGUAAAAAUCAAUUAUGUUGGACAUUAACAUCAAAUCAACCAACAAUGACAUCUUCUUUAGGUUAUCAUAAAUUAAAUAAAAAUGUUAAACAUUUAAAUGAUACAGAAAAUAUUCCCGAAUAUUCUGUUAUGUAUGAAAGUGGUAAUUUUAAAUGUACUUCAAACGGUAAUACAAAGGAUAUAUCAAGUCAAUUAAUAAAAGAUAGUUUUAUACCUGAAAACACUGUUGAUUUGUUUAGACAACCAUCAAAUUCAUCACAAAAUUUAUCAUCAUUUCAUCCAUUUGUUUCUGUAUCCAAUACAAAUAACAUAUGUAAAACAUUAAUACAGAAUUCCACAAAACCACAGUUCCCUAAUCUGUGUGUUCAGCCAAUGAAAAGUGUUGAAUCUAGUUUCACAUCUUCUAAUUUUUCUACACAGAAUUUUACUAAUCACUAUCCAAUUUUUAAUGAAAAUCCACACAAAACAUCAAAUGACUCAUUUAUAGAGAAUCCAAUCUUCUUUCAAUUCAUGCCCAAUAUGGUAACAACAAGUAAUGAUGUGAUGAAAGGUCAUCAUAAAGACUUCUAUAAAAACAUGGUGAAGCAGAAACCAUUAUGUACUGGAUGUACUUCAUCUUUCAGUAAUCAAUCAGUUAGACCUUUAAUCCCGAACUAUACAUCGACAAACAUCCUCCAAGAUUGUGAUAAUAAGCAUGAAGAUAAUAGACUGUUAAUUGCGUCACAUAUCAGUCAUGAUGGAAGCUAUUUACCCAGUAGUUUAUCGAAAAAUUCCACAGAUCAUAGAUCCUCCAUUAAAGGUUUGUAUGAUAAUUCAAACACGCUUAAUCAAACACAACAGUCUAGAUUAUUAGACAGACACACUACUUCACAGAUAAAUAAUUAUCCUUUAAGUCAAACAAACAAUCAUACGAGUCUGUCUACAUUUAAAACGGUGUCACGUGACUUUUCCUAUACAUUAUCAGCGACUAACAAUGACUUUAAUUAUUCAAUUUAUGUUACCCCUGAAAAUCCAUCUGAGAAAUAUUAUAAGGAAGAGAAAGAUGAUAUACAUUCAAAAGUAGGUCCUCUUCAGACAAACUUUAGUACAUCAUCAUCCUCAUCAUUGUGUCAUCAGUAUAAAAAGUGUAAAGACAAAACAGACAGUUUACCACCUGUCAUAUUAUAUGAAGAAGAACUUAAUUCAAAUGAAAUGACAUUCAAUAAUCAACCGAUAACAUAUCAUCAUGUUAAAAGUCCUGAUUUUAAGCCUAUAGAUUAUUCAAAAUUGUUUUCAUAUUCUUAUCAACAAAGUCCUUUGAUCUUGAAUAAAAAUGAAUUAAAUGAGUCUAAAAUAUCCUCGACAAAUUUUAACUGUCCUGCAAACAUCAAACUUAGUAACGAAAAUCCUAAAAAACAGGAUGAUCAAACCUUUGAGAAUUUAGAAAUGAGUACCGUAAAAAUUUCCAAUCCUAAUGAGAAAUUUUCUAGCAAACCGUCUAAUCUUGUACAACAGUCAAACUAUUCGGAAAGUUUAAAAACAAAAUUAAAUAAUAAUAUUAAUAGUUUAUUUCGUCCAUUACAAAGAUCUCCAGCUGUUGUUGGAGUGAGUGAUCUACUGAUAAAAUCAGAUGCUGAAUUAAGUAGUAUAUUAGAAAAAGUGAAAAAUGGACAACAAAGUAAUUGUUCUAUAUCAGAUUCGCAAGGAGUAUUGAAUCAGACUAUUAGUAAUGAUGAUUCUAGUCCAGAUAAAAACAUAAAAAGUGGAGGAGCAAAUAGUAAUUCCUAUCAUGAUGAUUUAUCUCCGGCGCGUAGAAGAUUUUUUCCACAAUAUUUGAGUCGUGAUAUGAAACUGAAUAAUUCAACAGGGAUUUAUUGUCAAAAUAGUGAUGAUAUGGAAGAGAAAAGAAGUUUCUAUGACUACGGUUGUGAUGAUGAAGAGGAUGACGACAAAUUAGAUGAUGACGAAGAGAACGAUGACAAUAAUUAUCCAUGCCAAAGUGAUAUCCUUAUACAGAAUAAACAAAUUUACAAUGAUCAAAUUUUGCCUUAUUCAAAAUAUGUCGAUAAAAACAAUUCCACUGUAAUACAAAGAAUACGUGAUCUAGAAUUACAGAAUCAAACUUAUCGCUGGGAGGAUGAUUGCUCACAUUCCACAGAUAAAUAUAAUUCUUUAAGUAAAAACAUUACCAAUAAUCAAACUAACUAUAGUACUAACAACACUAUUAAUGAGAGACAGGUAGAAAGGAAUGAAAUUAAAACUGAUAGCAUAAAUAAAGGUAAAGAAUUGCUUAGUAGUUAUGAAUGCGAAGAUAAUGAUGUGCCAUAUAUUGACAGUGAUUCUCUUGUACUUGAAUAUACUCAUCUAAAAGAUUUCUUUCCUAGAAUAGCUGACUUAGAAGAAAUCACAUUGAGUUCAAGAAGAAAUUCAGUGGGAAGUAGUUCAUGGUUAGGUUUUUGUCAAAUGGAUAAUCAUAAAUUUGAUCAAAAUCAAUCAACUAAUGAAUUAAUUCCAAGUAAAAUAACAAUAGAACAUGAAAAACAUGAAUAUGCACCAAUAAGACGUAGACGUGAUUAUCAUAGUUAUGAUAGUUCUACACAAUGUAGAAAUAAAAGACGACAAAAAAUGUGGUUUCAAAAAUUAUGCGGUUGUGUUCAAGCAUCAAGAUCUCAUUGAAACUUACAUAUUUGUUUAUUCUAAAAUGUGUCAUUUUUUUGUUUUUUCUACAGUCAUCCUUCUCUUUUUGGUUUCUCUCGCCAAAAUAUCAAGAAACUUAUCAUUUUUUUUACUUCUUAUGAUUUUCUUUUCUCUUUUUUUAUUGAUUAUUGAUGUAAAUGUUUUUUUGUAUUUUCUUUUUCCUAUACUUUGUUCUGUACAUAGUAUUAAUUUAUUAUUAUUAUGGCUGUAUACUACUAUUUGUAUUGUAUAUUGCCAAUGUAUGUUUUGCAUCAGUUUGAUUAAUAUAUAUUUAUUAUUUCAUUUGCUCAUUUAUAUACAAAAUCACUCAUAUGCUUACUUGAUGAAGUCGUAAUUCAUACACGCACAUACACAAACAUACACAGAUAUACAGAUAAACAUUGCCAUUUUUGUUUUGUUUUCAUGAUCUGACUUUCUUUUUUUUUAUGGGAUCAAUUGCUUUUCGAACACUGGCUAAUAUUUAGUCAAUGAACUCAGGUAAGUACAAAAUUCUACACAAACAAAACCCAUGAUAAAUUACAAAUACACAUACAUGCACAACAUAUACAGACAUUCAUAAAAUACACUGUUCGAUUGUACUUGCCUAUUUCGAUAUUUUCUCCCGUUUUUCUUUUUAUUUCAAUUUGAAUGAAAGUCAGAUGAAUUCGAAAAAAAAUUUUUGUGCAAUUUUGAUUUUGUUUAUUACUUUUCCAGGAGAAAAACAAACAUACAAACAAACAAACAUGUAAUUCCCAAUCUUUUUUUUCUAUUUCUCUUUUGAUUUUGGUAUUUAUUAAUCUAAUUUUUAUUUCGUUAGUUUCAUUAAUACUGUAAAAAAGAAAAAAGGUAAAUGUGAUGUAAUUAAUAUUAAGAACAGAUGAAUUAAACUUCCAUUUGUUCAUUCA
This is a messenger RNA of Schistosoma rodhaini, 4875 nucleotides long. The record is from the annotation of a GenBank genome assembly. NCBI's taxonomy places the organism in Eukaryota, Metazoa, Platyhelminthes, Trematoda, Strigeidida, Schistosomatidae.